Molecule: messenger RNA, 927 nt
Organism: Dibothriocephalus latus
Lineage: Eukaryota; Metazoa; Platyhelminthes; Cestoda; Diphyllobothriidea; Diphyllobothriidae
Source: the annotation of a GenBank genome assembly
AUUUCAUCCUCCGUCCCGGUCUCAAUUGUCUGCACACCCGCACCCACCACUCUGAAAACACCGGAAAACGCCAACCCCUCGUGUCAGUUGUUGAACGGACAGGAAAAGCCCAUCGUGGACAGGGAGGAACAGGAGGAGGAGGAGGAGAAGUGUAUGCAGACUGGAGACACUUCCGCCGGCGGUGUUCUCUCAACUGGGGCAGUGGAUAAUGCCGCCAAUGCUAAGUCUACCCACCCACUGAAAAUUGAAUUGGCCAGGACUCAUACAGUGCAGCAAUUGUAUAGCUGCCGUUCUGUACUAACAGGGGCAAUAUAUGCGGGCGCCAGCUCGAUAGAUCUGUUGACCGAAUUCCCGCCCGUGGACCAGGCUUCAAUCAGUUCUCGUGUCUCCUCGACCGCGGCACCGGUAUCAGCUCCGGGUUCCGCCUCCUGCUCAAAGCACGGAUCCCCAUCUACAUUCCGCCGGCGUCACCGAUGGCCUAGCCGCCGAAAGGCCUCCCUCGAAGACUCAACCCCAACCAGCAAUAGUCCCUCCGACUACUCACAUUCCCUGCCCCUCUUCGAUGUUGAACUCUGCUCAGUUAGCCUACCCACUGUGGAGGACGCAGAACGUCUACAUCCCCUCCUGGCUGAGCUUGAUGCAACCCCUUUCUUGGAGAUUGAAAAUACGGAAUCGGUAAGCCAUCGGACCACUUGCUUCCAAUUUGAGAAGACUUUUAUCUGCUUUGCUCUAAACACCUCCCGAUGCAGGAUCACGCUUGAGUUCGUCUUCUUCCUUUACCUACUUGCCUCAUUUGUUGAGCUUUUUAUUGACACCUACUUAUCUCAUUCUGUACUGGGGGCGUCCGAACUUGUGAGCGCAAGUGGAAGUGGGACUCAGCCAGUUUGUCCUAUCGGAGAACGUAGGCGGCGGUCUCAGGACAGGUAA